Molecule: messenger RNA, 647 nt
Organism: Calidris pugnax (ruff)
Lineage: Eukaryota; Metazoa; Chordata; Aves; Charadriiformes; Scolopacidae
Product: potassium voltage-gated channel subfamily C member 1-like
Exons: 1
Biological process (GO): potassium ion transmembrane transport; protein homooligomerization
Cellular component (GO): dendrite membrane; voltage-gated potassium channel complex; axon
Molecular function (GO): delayed rectifier potassium channel activity; protein binding
Source: RefSeq, a predicted model, not a curated record
GGCGGAGGCGGCGGGAUGCGGCAGCGGCUCCUCCGCUCUGCGGGGCCGGUGGCCGCUGGCGGCGACUCGUUAUCCCUUUUUCCUCGCCCUUCCUCCUCCUCCUCCUCCUCUUCCUCCCUCGCCACCUCCCCCUCCUGCUCGCCAUGGGCUGGCAAGCGGAACGCGACAAGGUGGUGAUCAACGUCGGGGGGGUCCGCCAUGAGACCUACCGCAGCACCCUGCAGACCCUCCCGGGGACCCGUUUGGCCGGUUUGGCCGAACCGGGGGCGGCGGCUCGUUUCGAUUACGAUCCAUCGGCGGGGGAGUUUUUUUUCGACCGCCACCCGGCCGUUUUCGCCUACGUCCUCAAUUACUACCGCACCGGCAAGCUCCACUGCCCCGCCGACGUCUGCGGGCCCCUUUUUGAGGAGGAAUUGGCUUUUUGGGGCAUCGACGAAACCGACGUGGAAGCUUGCUGCUGGAUGAAUUACCGGCAGCACCGGGAUGCCGAGGAGGCCCUGGAUAGUUUCGAAAGCCCCGAACCCCCCCAACCCCCCGAACCGGCCGAGCCCAAGCGGCUGUGCCUGGAGGAGGGGAGGCCGGCGAGCUGGUGGAGGAGGUGGAGGCCCAAGCUCUGGGCUCUCUUCGAGGACCCUUAUUCCUCCAGG